UAAAUUUACCUUUAAUUUUAUAUUUAUUUAAAACAUACCUCUUUUUAUAUGUAUUGUACCCAAAAUACUCUCACAUAAGAGAGUCAUAUGGAGAGUAUCUUGAAAUGACAGGGGUGAAAUUAGUACAAUAGUAUUUUAAAAAAGAGAUAAAAAUGAUAGACUUUAAAAAAGAAGGUAAAAAUAAAAGAGAACAAUAUAAAAACUGUAUAGAGUGUAGUUUCCGCAAUUUGGAAAUGGGUCAUCCCCUUCCAUUAUUCAACAAAUGGGCUGUAUGGGCCUUAAAAGUGCGUUCCUGGUACUUACUUAUGGGCCCACUAGUCCAGUCUGAGGCCCAGAAUGUUAAAAUCACAUUGAAAGGUCCAACGGAGAGAGAGGCUUUGAGUUCCGAUCUCCAUUUACUUCCAAAAUCCACAGACGGUGUGGUUUGUGUGGUUGGUGUAGAGAGAGAGAGAGAGAGGACCAGAGAACGGAAGAGAAGAGAGAGAGAAGCACGAAUCCCAACCCUAAUGGCGUUGCGGAGUCUCGCACUACCUCUGGCUUCAGCUCCGGCGGUCUCCCCAAGGUCGUCUUCUUCUUCGUCAUCAACUUCAUCAUCAUCUUCAUCUUCUUCCUUUUUUUCGUCUACCAACUGUCGCAAUAGUUCUCUUACUCCAACACCGUUCCAUGGCCGCCGGCAAUUCCCUGUAGUAUUCUCCAACCGUCGAUUUCCAAGUCAUGUAGUUCGAAUGGCUCCCGAUGAGGAAAAGAUGACUCGCCGCUCUCCGCUUGAUUUCCCUAUUGAAUGGGAAAGACCCAAGCCCGGAAGGAGACCAGAUAUAUUUCCUCAAUUCGCCCCCAUGAAAACGCCUAUGCCUAUUCCAAUGCCAGCAGAUCCUCCGGAAGAAGACGAGGAAGAGGAGGAGAAGAGAGAGGAGGAAGAAGAGGAAGAUCCAGGGGAAAAUCCAGAUAACCCGGAUAAGCAAUAAGAAUAGCUUCAUAAAAUAAGAGUUUUUUUGAACUGUAUUUGCAGUCUCCAGUCUACACAUUCCGACUGAUAUGAUUUUAGCUUAGAAUAUCUGAGAUUGCUGCCAGCGACUUGAAGAAAGUCCUAUUUUUGCAUGUCCUUACUUUAGGUGUAAUGUCCUCUAUAAGCAAAUUAUAUUGAUGUUCAUGCUCUAUAAUUUAUGUGAAUUUGAGGUUGGUUGGUUUUGGUUA
Molecule: messenger RNA, 1194 nt
Organism: Cannabis sativa
Lineage: Eukaryota; Viridiplantae; Streptophyta; Magnoliopsida; Rosales; Cannabaceae
Exons: 2
Coding region: 153-965 (270 amino acids)
Source: RefSeq, a predicted model, not a curated record